AUGGCUCCUACUCAGCGCGUCGUCAUCAUCGGCGCCGGGAUCGUGGGCACCAAUAUCGCCGACGAGCUCGUCUUGAGAGGAUGGACUGAUAUCACCGUUGUUGAACAGGGUCCCUUACACAUGCCCGGUGGCUCGACUUCUCAUGCUCCGGGUCUAGUCUUCCAAACCACACCGUCCAAGACCAUGACCAAUCUAGCACGCUAUACUGUUGAAAAGUUAUUGUCGAUUGAGAAGGAUGGCCAGAGUUGCUUCAACCAGGUCGGUGGUCUGGAAGUGGCUACUACACCGGCUCGGCUAGAGGAUCUCAAGCGCAAGCACGGAUAUGCCUCUUCAUGGGGCAUUGAAGCACGCCUCAUCAACGCAGAGGAAUGUCUCCAAUUGUACCCUCACCUCGAUCAGAACGUCGUCUUGGGCGGUCUCCAUAUCCCCAGUGACGGCCUUGCCCUUGCGGCCCGCGCAACGCAACUCCUCAUCGAACGCACUAGAAAGGCUGGCGUUCGCUACAUUGGCGAGACUCCUGUUAUCGGUAUCGAGCGAGCAGGCCGUCGCGUGACGGGUGUGACAACUCCUAAAGGCACCAUUGCUGCUGAUAUUAUCAUCUCCUGCGCUGGUUUCUGGGGUGUGGAGAUAGGUGCGAUGGUUGGGGUGUCCAUCCCUCUACUCCCGCUGGCACACCAGUAUGCGAAGACUACCGCGGUGCCGGCACUGGCUGGUCGUGAUAUCAACAAGCGGAUGAACGGAAUGAAUGCCACACUGCCCAUCUUGCGACACCAGGAUCAGGAUCUAUACUACAGGGAGCAUGGUGAUCAGUAUGGUAUUGGAUACUAUGGCCAUCGUCCAAUGCCCGUCAUCGCAGGGUCAUUGGGCCUGACUCCACAGCAUGUCGAUGAUAAGAACAUGCCAUCUCGGCUCGAAUUUACCAAGGAGGACUUUGUUCCUGCUUGGAAGGAGUCACAGAAGCUUUUGCCUGCUCUGCGGGGCACCCAGAUCGAUGAUGGCUUCAAUGGUAUUUUUUCAUUCACACCCGAUGGUGGGCCCAUCAUUGGCCAGGCACCAAACGUGGACGGCUUCUGGGUUGCUGAAGCUGUGUGGGUGACUCACUCGGCUGGUGUUGCACGCGCUGUCGCUGAGGUCCUGACGACGGGUCGAUCUCAAAUCGAUAUCACCGAUUGUGAGUUGUCCCGGUUUGAAGAAGUGCAGCUCAGUCGCGCCUAUAUCAAUGAAACUUCGGCGCAGAAUUUUGUUGAAAUCUAUGAUAUCCUCCACCCAUCACAACCUAAAGAAUCACCCCGCAACCUUCGUAUCAGCCCCUUCUACUCAAGACAGAAGGAAUUGGGUGCUUUCUUUCUCGAGCUUGGAGGCUGGGAACGCCCAUUCUGGUACGAAUCGAACUCCUACCUGCUCAAAUGUCUUCCUGCAGAGUGGCAGCCUGUGGAAAGAGAUGCCUGGUCAUCGCAGUUCUACUCUCCCAUCGUGGCAGCAGAAGCGUGGAAGACCCGCAACGCUGUGGCGAUGUACGAUAUGACUUCCUUCCACCGAUUUGAAGUGUCAGGUCCCGGCGCAGUGCAUCUUCUACAACGCCUGACAACCGCCGACGUCGCUAUCAAGACAGGCGCCAUAACCCACGCUCUUCUUCUCAACGACCACGGUGGUAUUCGAAGUGAUAUAUUUAUUGCAAGGCUUGACGAAAACCUAUUCCAAGUGGGCGCUAACACCGCCACGGAUCUUGCUUACCUCUCCCGCGAAGCUCGUCGCCAGGGACAAGGGGUCCAAGUGCGCGAUAUCACCGGCAGCACGUGUUGCAUCGGCCUUUGGGGUCCUCGAUCCCGAGACGUGAUCAACAUCAUAAGUACAGACAAUUUCUCCAAUAAGGCAUUUCCUUAUUUCACUGUCCAGAAUGUCACCAUCAACGGCAUUCCAGUGACAGCGCUACGCAAGUCCUACGUCGGUGAGUUAGGUUGGGAAAUUCAAACCAGCGCUGAGUACGGCCAGCGACUGUGGGAUACCAUUUGGAAUGCAGGCAAGACACACGGUCUCAUCGCCGCCGGGCGGGGUGCCUUCAACGCUUUGCGCCUGGAAAAGGGCUAUCGCACCUACGGCGCCGACAUGAAUACCGAGCACAAUCCCUACGAAGCAGGUGUUAUUAGUGCUAUCCGAGCGAGCAAAUGGGAAGACUAUGUUGGCAGGGUUGCCCUUGAACGUCUCGCCAAGGAGAAGCCUACUCGCCGACUGCGCUGUCUCACUGUUGAUGACGGUCGUUCAAUGGUUCUGGGCAAGGAACCUGUGUUCUUCAAUGGCAAGGCCGUUGGAUACGUCACCACUGCUGCUUUUGGGUAUACAGUUCGCAAGCCUAUUGCUUAUGCUUGGCUACCAAGCAAUGUCUCAGAGGGACAAGGUGUCGAGAUCGAAUACUUCGGUCGUCGGAUCAGCGCUACGGUCGCAACUGAGCCAUUGUAUGAUCCGGAUUCGAGACGUCUGCUUGAUGAGAAGCCGGCUAUUGAUCUAGAUUUGCAGAAGCCGCUGAGACACCGGCUAUAG
Molecule: messenger RNA, 2538 nt
Organism: Penicillium odoratum
Lineage: Eukaryota; Fungi; Ascomycota; Eurotiomycetes; Eurotiales; Aspergillaceae
Product: GcvT family protein
Exons: 1
Coding region: 1-2538 (845 amino acids)
Cellular component (GO): mitochondrion
Molecular function (GO): oxidoreductase activity; protein binding
Source: RefSeq, a predicted model, not a curated record